GACGUCAAAUGACAUGUCUGCUUUUGUCAGCAGCAACAACCAGCAGCCGAGGAGGCAGACAGUCGUUAGAUUAGCCAGCAACAACCAGCCGCCUGAAUGUAGAUCCGCUCCACCUCCAAAUAACCCGGCUUAACCAUAACAUACGGAUCCCAGGAUGGUGUUAGUGCAUGUAGGAUAUCUGGUUCUUCCCGUUUUCGGCUCAGUAAGAAACAGAGGAUCCCAUUUUAACCGGCAGCAGCAGUACAGCCAUGCUACCUCCUGCAGGCACUUCCAGUUAGGGCCUCAGGCCCCGCUGCCCAUGGACUUUCCAAUGCCCCACCCAGGGCAGCCACAGUCAGGCAUUAACCCCCACCUGGUAUCCCCAGGCCACCAGCAUGGCCCUCCACUCCACGCGCCCCUCAACCCCCUGCCAGCUCCCCAGUUCCAGGACAUCCACGCCCCUCCCUUCCUACCUCAGGCAUUACACCAGCAAUACCUCCUCCAGCAGCAGAUCCUCGAGGCCCAGCACCGACACAUCCUGCCACCCUCCAGUAGACGCACCCCAGAGAGAGUUCCUCACCAGCCCCACAGACUGAGACCUGGCUACGAGUUUGGACCCCCGCUUCACGUCCCACCUCAGCCAGUUGUGCAGCAGCCUCGCUACCUGGCUGAGGGCACAGACUGGGAUCUGAGCGUAGAUGCUGGACUGCACCCUCACCAGUAUCACAUCCACCCGCUACCGCAGCACUAUCAGCACUACUUGACCUCCCCCAGGAUGCACCACUUUCCUAGAAACAACGCCUCAACAACACAAGUGGUUGUCCAUGAGAUCAGAAACUACCCGUAUCCCCAACUGCACUUGCUGGCUCUGCAAAGUCUCAACCCUUCCCGCCACGCCUCUGCUGUCAGAGAGAGCUACGAGGAGCUUCUGCAGUUGGAGGAUAGACUGGGCAGUGUGAACCGUGGAGCCGUCCAAGCUAUCAUCGAGAGAUUCACUUUCCCCCACAAGUACAAAAAGAGAAUACCCCAAGACCUGAAGUUGUGUCUGGAUGAUGAGGAGCUGGACACAGAUGAAAAGUGCACCAUUUGUCUGUCGAUGCUGGAAGAUGGCGAGGAUGUCAGGAGAUUACCCUGCAUGCACCUCUUUCACCAGGCGUGUGUGGAUCAGUGGCUGGCCACCAGCAGGAAGUGUCCCAUCUGCAGAGUGGACAUUGAGACCCAGCUGACCCCGGAGAGUUGAUGGCUCCUGUCCACUCCUGCGGCUUCAGAUCCGCGCUCGUUAAUUCUCCAUCGCCUCCCUCCGGGAGGGGGAGCUCUGCCAAACACCCUCCCUUCCUCCCGCAUCACUCAAAGAGCCUGCCUUCUGAGACAGCUGCUACAGAGGGAUCAACAAAGCACACUCACGUACAACACAAAGCGAGAUGACCGGGGGAGGGGGGGUUGAUGCACAGAUACAGGAAGGUCAGCCGAGUGGACUUUAUUGGAUGCAAACAGUAGGAAAUGUAUGGACAGAUGUGCUGAGGCUUCACACGAUUCUGUCAGAUUGUGCACCCCUGUGCACAUUU
Messenger RNA from Nematolebias whitei (Rio pearlfish), 1544 nucleotides. It is a transcript of the gene ark2cb, whose product is annotated as ring finger protein 165b. The coding region runs from base 155 to 1219 and encodes 354 amino acids. Gene Ontology annotation, molecular function: ubiquitin protein ligase activity; zinc ion binding. NCBI's taxonomy places the organism in Eukaryota, Metazoa, Chordata, Actinopteri, Cyprinodontiformes, Rivulidae. The record is from RefSeq and is a predicted model, not a curated record. The transcript has 8 exons.